AUGGCGCCGCCACCGCAAGCUAUGGGAGGGGAUACCCGAAUACCGGCCCAGCUGCAGACUCGUAGACGCAGACGGCAUCUACGUAUAGCCGACGCCAUCCAUGGGACCUCGGAGAGCGCGGCGGCCAUAUGGCGCCGGUAUGUGACGGCCAAUUUGGAGCGCCUCUCGGCCGCGAUGCCGUCUUUCCACAGGUCUAUCCCGCCCAGCCGUGACGGGCGCCAGGUCCCGCUCGGCGCGCGCUGGCGGGACGGGGUCGAGCUGCGCGACGAACGCACCGGCAAGCCCUACGUCUCAAACUUUAUCCGGUCGAGCCGCUAUACGAUCUGGGAUUUUCUGCCGCGCCAGCUCGCCUACCAGUUCAUGAAGAUUGCCAACUUUUAUUUUCUCAUCAUCGCCAUCCUGCAGCUGAUACCGGGCCUCAGCCCCGUCGCAUCGUACACGACCGGCGCGCCGCUCAUUGUAUUUGUAGCUUUCAGCAUGGCCAAGGAGGGCUACGACGACUACCGGAGGUAUAAGCUUGACCUGGUGGAGAACCGCAGCUCCGCCUGGGUUCUGGACCCCAACGGAGCCGUGAGGACUCGAUUAGAGCGGUCCAAGAAGGGUAGGGUCGGGGUGAGACGCUCCAAUAAGCGCGAGAGGACCGACGAAGAGGCUGGGCGAGAUGUCCAUGACGGGACGGAGCUGCGCCAGAUAGGUGAGGGUGAGCAGAGUGGCGGGGGCAAACAGGGCGGACACACAGCCCACCAUAGUACGGUCAGGCAGGAAGUCUGGUCACAUGUCCAGUGGCAGGACAUAAGAGUUGGGGAUGUCGUGCGCCUGCAGAGGGACGAGCAGGUGCCGGCAGACUUGGUCCUGCUUUCGGCAUCAGGCACGAACGGGAUCGCCUACAUCGAUACUAUGGCUUUAGAUGGGGAGACGAACCUCAAGAGCAAACAGGCAUGUCCCUUGCUUGCUAAGCGCUGUGGCACCGUGUCAGGCAUCUGUCACUGCGAUGCCACGGUGGUCGCCGAGGACCCAAAUCUGGACAUUUACUCGUUCGACGGCAGCGUCCGCGUCGGCGACAAGACGAUGCCGCUGACCAGAGACCAAGUGGUGUUUCGCGGCUCCACGAUGAGGAACACUCGGGAAGCAUACGGCCUCGUCAUCAACUCUGGUGAGGAGUGUAAAAUCCGCAUGAACGCACACAAGAGCGUGCGUGCCAAAUACCCAGCCAUGCAGGCCGUCACGAACCGCAUCGUCUUGCUGCUUAUCGUGGUCCUUGUCAUGUUGGCUGUGGGCCUCAAGAUUGGCAACGACGAGUUCGAAGCAGAGUUCGGCCCGACCAACUGGUACAUGUUUGGAGUCCGCUUGAGAGUCAGCGAACAGGUCUUUGGCUUCAUCAUCCUAUUAAACACUCUGAUCCCAUUGUCUCUCUAUAUCAGUCUCGAGGCCAUCAAAAUCGGGCAGCUUUGGAUGCUGCAGGACAUCGAGAUGUACGACGCCAAAAGCAACACGCCCAUCGUCGCCAAUACCACUACAAUCAUCGAAAACCUGGGCCAGGUGAGCUACAUCUUUUCCGACAAGACUGGCACGUUGACCGAGAACGUCAUGCGCUUCCAAAAGCUGAGCCUUGGUGGCUAUGUAUGGAACCACGACAUGGGCAUCAGCGACAAAGCCUCCGAGGCCGAGCUGCAAACACAGGAGUUGAUGCGGCACCUGCAACAGAGUCCCGAAACGCCCCUGUCGGAGAGGGCGCUGCACUUUAUCCUCUGCAUGGCUUUGUGCAAUACCUGUUUGCCGGAACAAACGGACAAGGGCGAUAUCGAGUACCAAGCUGCCUCCCCGGAUGAGCUAGCCUUGGUAAAUGCAGCGAGAGAGCUGGGCUACGUCGUGAUAGAUCGCGACAGCGAAACCAUCAAGCUGCAGCGCCCGGGCAGUGACAGCGACGAAGAUUUAGACGUUGGCACAUAUACUAUCUUGGAUGUCAUUGAUUUCACCAGCGAUCGCAAACGCAUGUCGGUCGUUCUGAAGACUCCCGAAGGUCGCAUAUUGUUGUUGAGCAAGGGAGCAGACAGCGCUUUGCUGCCACGCCUAAGGUUGAAACAGUUGGUGGAUCGAGUGGCAGCUGCCGUCAACAGACGGACGAAGAGGCGGCGCAGCAUGCGCAUGGAGUCGGCCAAGAAGAUGUCCGGCCCGGCCAGCCCAAGGCCGAUCGGGGAAUGGUCAGAAUUUGGAUGGCGCGAUGACCAUUCCUCCUCGGAAGUUGCAAUGCUUUCAGACGAGGAUAUCUUUGAGGCGUGCUUCAGGCACAUCGAUGACUUUGCUUCGGAGGGACUGCGCACGCUCCUGUUUGGCUACCGCUAUCUUGAAGAGGCAGACUACGCAGCAUGGAAACGAGAGUAUCACGAGGCGGAGACGAGUCUGGUCGACCGCCAAGCUCGCAUCGACUCGGUAGCUGAAAAGAUUGAGCUGGAGCUGGAGCUUGCGGGCAUCACGGCGAUUGAGGAUAAACUGCAGGAUGGCGUGCCAGAAACCAUCGACAAGCUUCGGCGUGCCAACAUCAAAGUGUGGAUGCUGACCGGUGACAAACGCGAGACGGCAAUCAACAUUGGGCAUUCUGCCAAGAUCUGCCAACCCUUCUCCGAUAUAUUUGUGCUGGAUGCUUCGGCAGAAGGGCCACACAUUGACGAAACCAUGGAAGGAGUGCUGCGUGAAGUCAAGGAGGGGACCAUCGAGCACUCGGUUGUAGUCAUUGAUGGACUGACGCUGACCCAGGUCGACAGGGCCAAGGCCUCCAAGGAUCUCUUCUACGAUCUCUUGACCCGAGUCGACGCCGUCAUCUGCUGCCGAGCAUCGCCGGCGCAAAAGGCGGUGGUGGUGCAAUGCAUCCGCGACAGGGUGCCAGGGUCCCUGACGCUGGCGAUCGGCGACGGGGCCAACGACGUCGCCAUGAUCCAGGCGUCGCACGUGGGCAUCGGCAUCUCGGGCAAGGAGGGCCUCCAGGCCGCCAGGAUAUCCGACUACUCGAUCGCGCAGUUCCGCUUCCUGCAGCGGCUCCUGCUCGUGCACGGGCGGUGGAACUACGUGCGGACCAGCAAGUACAUCCUCGGCACCUUUUGGAAGGAGAUCGUCUUCUACCUGAACCAGGCCCUGUUUGCGCGCUACAACGCCUACACGGGCACGUCGCUCUUCGAGUCGGCGAGCCUGACCGUCUUCAACGCCCUCUUCACCCUGCUCGCCGUCGUGCUCAUGGGCGUCCUCGAGCAGGACCUCUCGGCCGAGACCCUGCUGGCCUUCCCCGAGCUGUACGUCCUCGGCCAGAAGGACAAGGGGCUCAACUUUGUAAAGUACCUCAGCUGGAUGGUGCUCGGCGCCGCCGAGGCCCUCGUCAUCUUCUUUACCGUCUUCGCCGCCUACUCGCCCGCUUUUUCCGACGACGACACGACCAUCUUCCCGAUUGGAAAUGCCGUCUUUACCGCCGUGGUUCUUUUUAUUAACAUCAAAAUGCUCCUGAUCGAAAUGCACCACAAGACCUGGAUCGUCCUCGGCGGAUUCUUCAUCACCGUCACGGGCUGGUUCGUCUGGAACCUAUUCCUGGCGCUCAUCUACGGCCGCACCAUCGGGCCCUACACAGUCCGGGGUUCCUUCAUCCACGGCUUCGGGCGCGUGCCCAAGUGGUGGCUUGCUGUCGUGGCGGCGCUGAUGGCGGCACUCCUGCUCGAGCUCAUGGUAAAGAGCAUUCGGAGGGUCUACUUCCCGUCCGACACCACCAUCAUGCAGGAGAUGGAGGCCGAACAACGUCGGAAACAGAGUCAGGCUGCCAAACGGCAUCAGGCGGAGAGGGCGCAAGAGGGAGGGCGGCCAUGA
Molecule: messenger RNA, 3846 nt
Organism: Pyricularia pennisetigena
Lineage: Eukaryota; Fungi; Ascomycota; Sordariomycetes; Magnaporthales; Pyriculariaceae
Exons: 2
Coding region: 1-3846 (1281 amino acids)
Biological process (GO): intracellular protein transport; endocytic recycling; post-Golgi vesicle-mediated transport
Cellular component (GO): plasma membrane
Molecular function (GO): ATP hydrolysis activity; ATP binding; ATPase-coupled intramembrane lipid carrier activity
Source: RefSeq, a predicted model, not a curated record